UGUAGAACUAAGCAGAGGUAGGGAACAUUGUGAUUGUUUGUAUUUGGUGUGAACCCAGACCAAAGUAUCUCAAGCUGAUUCGGUUAACCAUGUACCAGCGAACUACGUGGAGUCAUAGCUUUAUUCAGGUGUUAGAUGAUAAUUUCCCGAUCGACUACAAGGGGAAGCUGAGAGAGCUAGAGAAGAAAGUAAAGGUGUUGAAUGUUAAGUUUGAAAAUGGUAGUUUCAGUACCUUGGAACUGCUUGAACACAUAGAUGAUAUAGAAAAGAUGGGUCUUGGAUAUCGGUUCCAAAACGGUAUACGCAAAUUACUAGACGUAGUCGCACUAAGAUAUGGAAUCGAUGUUGGGCUUGAAGAAAAAGAAGAGAGUCUUCAUGAGGCAUCUCUUGAAUUCAGGAUUCUUGGUGUUGGGCAUGAAGAAAAAGAAGAGAGUCUUCAUGAGGCAUCUCUUGGAUUCAGGAUUCUUAGAGAACAUGGUUAUAAUGUGUCCCAAGGUACUUCCUAAGUUUCUCUUUAUAACUCAUAUAUCACAUUAUAAUUAUAACUAUAUUAUAUUAUAAUUAUAAUGUAUAUUAAAUUUCUUUUCAAAGUUUUUUCCACAACAUGACUCCCUUCACAAAAUCCUAUAAGUGGCUUUCUUUGGUACACAUUUAUUACUCAUGAUUCCAUUCUUUACAAAAUCGUGGCUUUCUUUGGCACACAUGUUAAAAUCAAUAUUUUAGCUUUUUUAUUUGUUUGUAUUAUAAUAUUUAUAGUCAAUUUUACAUCGAUUUUAUUUUUUCCUUAUAACUUUUAAACUUUAUAUUAUAAUAUUGGGUAAAGAUCAAAUAGAAGUUUGAUCUUGCUAGGCAGGUUAAGAAGCUAUCUUAGCCUUACACAUAGCAAGGUAGAAAAACAAAAAAAAAAUUUAGUCCAUCAUAUAUUAGUUUCAAAUCUAAAAAAACCCAAUACUUUCUUUCAUCCUUAUUGUUUAUCUCACCCUACCCCAACCAUCACCAACUCCGCCGCCACCACUAUCGUUGUUGGCCUAACGCUGACUACAAGCAUCAAAAUCGUCUGAUUGUUGCUUCAAAUUGAAGCAAUUCGAUGUUCGUGUUCAUAGAUCUAGAGUUUCCGUAGAGACUAGAGACCGUUUGGUCCUCCCGUAGCGAUUCGAUGUUCAUGUUCGUAAAUCUUUUAUCGCUUGAAAAAUUAUGAGGAUUUACACUUUACUUCCUCUUCAUCAUUCAUUAUUCUUUGUAAGACUUUCUUUGGAAUUUAAAUAUGGUAUCAUCAGCUCAUUUAUCAUUAUUGCAUUUUAUGGAUUUCAUGAUCAAACUAUUAUUUUUAUUGUCAUUUUCUAUUUUUAGAAAAUUAUUGUUAUUAGUAUGUUGACAACGAGCAUGUAAGAUGUUUCUUACACAAUUUUCGAUUUAUAACGCAACGAAAAACUUGACAUCCUAUUCUAUUGCGUUUUUGAAUUGUGUUUUACCAGUUUUUUGUGUUUAGUUCCAGCUCAUUGUGUUUUAGUGCAUUACGUUUUGUAUUGAGUUUUUAUAGUCUUUGGGUGAAUUGCGUUUUACGUUAUCUUAGUUUUUACUAUUUUAGUAAACGAUUUUUUUUUUGUGUGUUUUUAGUCUAUGUGUUUUAGAAAAAAAAAACACAUAUCUUUGUUUGUAGUCUAUUGCAUUUUAGAAAAAAAAAAAAAAAAAACACAUUUUUUGUGUUUGUAGUUUAUUACGUUAUAGAAAAAAACACAUUUUUUUUGUUUAUAGUCCAUUGCGUUAAAAAAAAACACUUUUCUUUGUGUUUUUAGUUUAUUACGUUUUAGAAAAAAUACGUUUUUUGUGUGUUUGUAGUCUAUUGCGAUUUAGGAAAAACACAUUUUUUUUGUGUUUUGAGUCCCUUGCGUUUACAAAACAUUUUUCUUUGUGUUUUUAGUCUAUUACGUUUUAGAAAAAGCACGUUUUUUUGUGUUUUUAGUAUAUUGCGUUUUAGGAAAAAAAAAACACAUUUCUUUGUGUUUUUAGUCUAUUUAAUUUUAGAAAAAAAAAA
This is a messenger RNA of Helianthus annuus (common sunflower), 2035 nucleotides long. RefSeq names its product (E)-beta-ocimene synthase, chloroplastic-like. Lineage: Eukaryota; Viridiplantae; Streptophyta; Magnoliopsida; Asterales; Asteraceae. The record is from RefSeq and is a predicted model, not a curated record. Gene Ontology annotation, molecular function: terpene synthase activity. Bases 90 to 506 code for a protein of 138 amino acids. The transcript is spliced from 2 exons.